This is a messenger RNA of Xyrichtys novacula (pearly razorfish), 20971 nucleotides long. The record is from the annotation of a GenBank genome assembly. Lineage: Eukaryota; Metazoa; Chordata; Actinopteri; Labriformes; Labridae.
AUGUCUAUCUGGAUGAUACUGCCUGUCAGCCUCCCAGUGCUGACCAUCACUGGGAUAUGGGUUGUGUAAGUGUUAAACUUCUUUGUUCAAAAAGCUAUUGUAGCAAGUGUAUACAUCCAUACAAGCCCACUCUGUUCCUUCUUAAAGCAGGAAUGCAGAAGUGUUUUUUGCUGACUUAACAGUGAUUUCCAUGCUGAGAAUGAAACUGGCAUUUUUCCGCCUUUGAAACACUAUGGCUACAAAAAUACCAUCAGUUUACAGUAAAUACCACCAGGCUUUGGCCAAUAUGGAUUUUUUCAGAUUCUUACACCCAUCAGUAUAUUAACAUUGCAUUAAAACAAUUGAUUUAUUGUGUUAGUCCAACUUAAACUGCACUUUUAAGACACACCUAAACUUGUAAGUCUAGUUAAAAUCAAGACAGUUUUCUUGAAGUCAGACUAACAUACAUAUAUAAUGUGAUUGGGGGUUGAUUUCUCUUGCAUUUCGAACCCAAACUGGCCCAGGUGUUCUAUGCAUACUCCACAAUUUGCAUGUCAGACUGAAACACAGACAUCAAACGGCAUUAAUGUGUAGAAAGAAGCUGGGUAGAAAACAAAGUAGACCUUGACAGAAGAAGAAUAAAGUGAACCAGGUGAAGUUAUCAUUUGUGUAAAAUUACAAAGCAGUAAAGGUGUCCAUGUUUUCACCUUUUAAUAUUCAGCCAGCAUCGAACUUGUUUGUUGAUUGUUUUGGUGUGUAACUUAACAGAUCAACCAUCUGACGGUCCAACAGUAACAGAAAAGGGCAGAUUUCCACCCACUGUAACAAACGCAGAAGUACUUUUGUUAAUAAAUCUAUUCUCACUCUGCGUUUCCAUGCAGAGACAAAGACAGUAGUCCAACUAAAUGGUCUAAUCAAGCUAAUGAAGUUGUAGAACUAAGAUGUUACAUCAUGUGCAUGAAAAGGUGUUGACUGUGAACACAAUGAAAACUAAGCCUUUCAUCUACAUUAACAUCUAAAUCUACUGUUGGAGUUUGAAAAAUCUCCUCAAAUAUAAUUUUAAUAAAAGUGUUUAGGUGGUCUAAAAACUCACUUAUGUUGUUAAAGUUUGGGUGAAAUAUCAUUUGAUACCUCAGUCUGUCUUCUUGGAAGAGAAAGCGGUGUAUUUACCCUGACAUUCCUUGCAGCCAUGGUGAUCUAAUGUGGCUUAACUCUGUCUGAGACGGACCUGGGAUUAUCAGACCUCUCUUAAAAGUGUGAUGCACUGGUUCACAGUAAAGCUUCAUUAUGUGGAUUACAGUAUCUAAGCAGAUGUGCAGAGGUGUGAGAGAACCUCCUGGUUAUGUUUGGGCUGACAGCUUCCCUUACUGCUCUGUUAUUACUUUGAAUAGAGGAAUGCAGACCCUGAGGGGGGAGAGACAGGUGGCCUGAUUCCAAAUUGCCUCUGUUUUUUUUCUAAAUUUAGGCUAAGUGCUACAUUUGUGAUGACUUGUGUUGUGAGAAAGCAGUCAAAUCAGAUGCCAAAGCUGACAGCGUGUGCUGUCAUAACUGACUGCAGACGUGGCUGCCUCACAGUUCAGCGAGGGGUGUGUAUUCAGGUGUUCAGAGCUCUGCAAAAAGAGGAAUGUCUGAGCAAAGAAGGUGCUUUAGCCCUGCAGUACACUGAGCUGGAGAACAUACAGGCACAAGUUAGAGUUCAUAUCACAGUUUUCUUUCUUGAGGGUAGAAAGUUGAUCCAAGUUGAGGUGCCUAAUGUUGCUUACUGUCGGUCCCUGAAAGCAUUACUCUUUCCUGUUACCUUGACAAGGGCGCCUUGUUUCUAAGAGUAGUCAGAGGGUCUUUUUUACAGACUCGUGGAAUGUCAAAGGAUGUGACGUGUUGCGUAAUUCCCGCUCUUACUGUGAGGGAAUGGGGGGGUGCAAGGUAAAUACAAGAGGGGAGAAAAAGAGAGCGUAAGCAGAACUUUCACUCGGCGUCUGGUGGCCAUGCCCAGUGUACAGAAGGUCUGUGAGGCCAAAAAAGCUUAGACUCGUGCCAACCACAGAGUCUCAGAGUAGAAACUUUGCAGACCGCACAUUCAUGAGGCAAUGCUCCACAGUUUGGCUCCACUUUACCUUUGAAAGCUACUUUUAGUGCUGAAAGACUUUUGAAAUACUCUUCUUGCGAGUCUUUCCUGCUAAAAUUCACUCGUAGCUCAUGCAUCAUCACACCCUUUCCUGUGGUUUUUGACCUGUGAAAUCUUCUCAGAAUUUUCACCAGAUCUUUCCAUGACAGUCGCUCUUAAAGUUCUUAGUUCAUUCCUGAAUAAAUACAACAUGGUCUGUACCACCUAAAUAUUGCUCACAGGCAUGCACUUACUGGUUACAACUGCUGAGCUCUAAAAGAGGUCUAAUUAAGUCAACAAACCUAUUAUUACUUGGCCGCCCUGGACCACAGACUGCACAAGUAAAAUCUCACUAACUGCUCAACAGGACCUCUACAUUGAGAACGUUUUUAGAGCUAGUUUUAACUUUGAGCUGAAAAUGUGCCUCAGAAGUUGUGGAAAAUCCAACAACUGUAUUUGGCUCUUUUUUUCCCCUCCUAAUUUUCCCCCAAAUGAAGUCCUAAAGUGAGCCUCUACAUCAGUGUGAGCUUCUUCUGCUGCUCUGAGCUGGAGCUCUGGCAGCCCUCCGUACCUGACGAACAUGUUCCACUCGCACUCGCGGGUCUUCUCUCUGCAUUAUGUAACAGAGCAUUUACUCCUCCUAGCAGACAACAUGCCUGCCAUCUGGUUUGAUACGACUUCCACAUGCUGGUUUGCAUAACAUAAUGCCAACCAAAUGUUGCCAUCCUUGAAGGCAGUUGCUAUCAGACGUAUAAAUAACGUGUGGAGUCUGAAAACUACGAUCAUGUCAGUACAGAUUGAGACUUAAGAUAUGUGCGACCUGGCAGCGCACCAGUUUGGAAAAUUCUGUCGUUCCAGGAUCUUUGUGAGAAUCAAAAAUUAGUGUUGCUGUAGAAAGUGUCAUGAAGACCAUUCGUUUGCAAUAGCAUGUUUCUUUUUACUCGUAAGUGGGGAGCAGGUGUGUGUGUCUGCAUGAUUUAUAUAUAUCUAUCUCCUCAAAGGCUACUUUGUGUGAAGGAUACUGUCUGCCAUGGAAACAAACUAAAUUGGUACUUAACCUCCUACUGAACUACAACUGCAUUCACAAAUCAGGACAAAUAGUCUCUGUAUCUCAGUCGAUGUUUCGGACUCUUAAACGUGUAUCUUCGCUGACAUGAACAUCAUUUUGUCAGAUAUUUUACUGUUUACUGUUCACACCUCCCUGAAAAACAUUCACCCAGAAUUUGACCAUUACAUUACAGUUUCUUCAGUUUAAAAGCGAAGUCCAGCAUUGAUUUAAAAAUGAAUAAUUAUAUUCAUAUUUCAUACGUGUCUGUCAUUUUCAUAUUCAUACAAUCAGUGUGAUACAAGUUAGGCAUGUAUAGACAGAGCAGACAGGCUGAGAUUUACUUCUAGGGGGGAAAUAAUCAAAGUCCUUAAACCUAAAGGCAGCAAUACCUCAUAGUGAAGCAUUCAGUGUUAUUAUUAUUAUUUUUUUAAUCAGCCCUGAGGCUCAUUCUCUGGUAGAAACACAAUAAAUAAUUUCCAGAAAUAAAAUAUUGAGUUUGCACAGAAAGUGUAGAUGUAUUUCUUUAUUUAGCUGCUGAUUUAGCACAAGGACCCGCUGAGAUCAAGCUCACGUUUCCAGGAUUGCUCUGCAACAAUAUAAAGAUAAUCAAAGAUCUCUUGAUAUUUUAUAAGCAACGGUUUUCUCAGUAAUAGAAACGAUCUUUAAUUCUGAGGGGUGGGCUUACUCUCUUGAAUCUGGGUCUUUAUCUGGCAAAAUCCAGUUUUUAUCUCUUGAUCCUCCGGUCUUUGACUCCUCUGAGGAUGUAGUGGGUCAGUGACCGGAUCAAAUAAACCCUCCUGGUAGAGUUCAGUAUUCCUCACACUGGCCUUGCUGACACAAACCAGUUUUUUUUCCUUUUUGACCUCCCAGUUCCAGGCAGGGUGAUAAGAAAUGGUCAAAUAUCAGGUCGCCCAGUCCUGCAGGUUGAACAAACACACUCAGCUCAGUGUUAGGUUAAACUGGCUGGAUUUUACUGUCUUGAGUUCACUUUCAAUUUUCAAUAUUAGACAGACUGUAGUGACUUUAAGUAACACAACAGAUUUCAUUUAAGAGUUUAAGAGGCCAGCUCAGAUUAUUUUACCUAGGGGGUUCAGUGCUCAUUGCAAAAUGUAGUUCCAUUCACUACAUCACCCAUGACUCUGAUUGAUGCCUGCAGGCGGAAAUUUAGAAAUCAUAGUAAAUUAUUGGUAUUUUAUUCAUUCAAUUCAUUUACUUCCAUUAUGAAAAUAUGAAAUUUUCAUUAGAUAUUUAUAUUUCAGUCACUGUCUAAGUUGCUGUAAUGAUAAAAUCAUCAUUGGAUGCACCAAAAGUGUAUUUUUAUUUGACUAAUCACACUCUCUCUCUCUCUCUCUUGAAGGUAUGCCAUGGCCUUGUACAACCAGCACGUGUGCCCAGUGGAUAAUUGGUACGCUGCUUUAUUCGUCCUUUAUUUCUGCUUCAUCAAACCUCUAUUGAUCCCCGCUCACUUUAUAAAAUCAAACCUCGCAGUGUGGCGAUGUGUCACUGUCAGUUUUUAUUCCCUGUUUUUUUUUUUCUCUGCAUGAUGGAGUCAGUCCUGUUUGUUGCAUGUUACACACUGAGGCAAUUGCUUUACAGGAUAAAUAAAAGAGAAUAAGACAAGCAGAAAUAUGAUCUAAAAGAGGAGGGGUGAUAAUAUUUAGAUUCAUUUAAAUAAUUAAGAAGAAGUGUGAUCAGCAGAGGGUUCUUGUAGGUCUGAAGUGUGAUUGUAUUUAGUUCAUGCUCUGUCAGUGGGUGACUGAACACUCCCCUGGAUGUGAGGUUUGUCUGGACAGGCUGAUUUAAUCUCUACCGGCGGAGCAACUUUUUGAUGACGGGUGAUUUUCUGCCGCUCUGUUGUCAACCUCUAAAACAAAAUGCUGCCUGGAUGUUACCCCACAACAUGGUGCUCAGACAAAAAGUUGAACAGUUCAAUUGGACUGUUGUAUAAAAACUACAACUUAUUAAACAUCAAAAUUAACUUUUUAUUCAAGAAACUCAAAAAAUAUACAGAAAUAUAUUCAUACCUGUUUUUCAGGGGUUGUAUGUUUGGAGUUGUGCUGAUAUUUCUACAGUUCAAAACUCCUCUAUAUGUGCGUCUCUAAUGUGUGUGCAUGCGUGUGUUUGAUGUCCUAGGUUGUACAACCAGUCAUGUGAAGAGGAGCUGUAUUUGCAGAGUGGACCGACCUUGUGCUGCACAUUAGACAAUGUACCUCUCAUCAGGUUGGUGAAAGCCCACCCUCACUUCUCCCCCCGUCUGUCUCUGCUCUUGUCUUUUCUCUGUCUUUUGUUUCUAGCUUCUGUCUGGCGCUUUAAAAAACAGGAACAGUGUCCCAUUGUUUGACGUGACCCCUGUCGGCACAUUGUUGAUAAAAAGCGAGCAAACUUAAAGGAGACAGUCCUCCUGAGUGCGGGUGUGUACAUUCUGAAAAUAACUUGGGGCUGAAAUAUCCUGCUGCCUGCCACCGUGGCACUUCUGGGGAAAAGCAUGGGUCUGUACUUUACCAUGAAAACACACACACACACAGAGGAGUCGGCUUACAUUUGGAGGGAAUCAAGACACUCCCACUCUUAUGUUUAGCUUUUGUGCCUUUGAGCUUUAAACAUCAAAGACUAGAGUGUAAGUAUUGUGGUAUGUACGAAACAACUGGAGGAAAUUAUUCCAAAAAGAAGUGAAUCAUUUCUCUAACCGCGUAACACGUUGAUGAGUAACAGGGGUGAGAAAAUAUUCAAACUAGAUGUUGAAAAUGUCUCAAGGUUGGAAGAGUAAUUUUUAACCAAUGCAGUGCACAUAUAGAAGCCUAAAUGUAAAGUUUUAAGAGAACUUGUCAGGCUGUUGAACUGUUCAUCCAUCCGCUAAACACAUCAAAGUCUCCUUCACAAACCAUCAGCGUGAGUCUGUUUGAAUUUUACGUUUUACUGAGGAAUGUGUGUGUGUGUGACUGCAGUCAGCUGAGAAAGCUUUGGCUUUGUUGGCAGCUGCAGCUCGGGCACAGACAGCCUGUGUUGACUGUCUCCUGCCUUCCCCUCCUACAAACAUUUCCCAUUCCUAGAGGAGAGGCAGUAAGCAGUAGGUGAAAAGUCAAAAGCUUCUAGAUGGGAAACGAGGAAACGUGAUUUCCCCCCUCCUUCCUUUCCUCCUUAUUGCAUGAGCAGAAAUGCAUCUCUGUAAACAUGCUAUGUGCCGUUAUAAAUGCCCAAUGAUGGCGGGGGAUAAGUGGUGCUGUUUCUAUGUUUACAGCAUUUCACUGGUUUAUGCCGUGUACUCUCUUUUGCAGUAAAUGUGGGACUCUUCCCCCUGAGAGCUGCUUCUUCAGCCUUAUCUGCAGCACAGGAUCAUUCAUGGGUAAGUCAUCGUGUGCACACGUGAACAUUACAUGCAUGUGAACAAGUCCCAAGCAUCGAUACCAGCUUCAGUUUCAGCUGUGAGUCACCUGAUGAGAAGCAGCUUUAUCAAAGAUCCCACUAUCAUAUCAUUUACUCUGUUUAUUUGUCGGCUGGCAGAAGCGAACAUAACAUCUUUAUAUUUGUUGCUUAUUUGUUAGUAACGAUAAAAGCAAAUUCUCACUGUUCAAUCUUGGAACCAGUUGCUGAAUGACAUUUUUUCCACUUAAAGAUGAUUAAACUGAUUGUGGUUUCAACUAUUAAAGCAGCUCCUGACUAAUUUUAUGUCCCUCAGCCUCUAGUUUGAGUAGUUUGAGUAAUUCACAAAUGGAAAAGAGCUGAUCACAAAAAUAAGUCGUACCCUGCCAGCGGGGGGUUCGAUUACAAAACACAAUAAAUGGCCCUCCCUGAGUCAUGUUAUGUCAUAUCAUCAUUGUGUUAUCACUUUUGUUUAUAUUCUAAUCAAGCUUUGUUCCCCUGUGUUCACAAAUGACUUUCAUUCGCUUGACUUAUUGUCCAUCAGCUCUGUAUUGUCUCCUCACACACAUACAGUCGUGGCACCGACAGCUUUCCUCUCCUACAGCGCAGCAGCAGCAGCAGCAGCAGGUCCCACCCCACCUCCUACUGUUUCUGCUUUUUUUCAAUGCGUCUGAUCUUUUCACAAUCAUUGGCAGCAUGUUUUAUAAAGACGCCCAAACACCACAACAUUCGCUUUGAAAUCUUUGAUCCCACAUGAUCGCUUUCUCGCUCCUAGUUGUAAGACAUUGGGGUGAGAGAGGGGUGAGAGAUAAUCUCCUUCAUGGAUAAAUAAAGAAACACAGACACUUGGGCGGACUGUACAGAUAUCAACUGUUUAGGGGUUAAAAGAGCUGUCAUUAUUAAGUGAUAAUGCUGUCGUACCCGAUCAGAUGGCUGUGAAGUGAUUUACUAUAGAGCCCCGGGGCAUAUGCGAUCCCAUGCACACAGAUAUCAAAUCCUUACUCAUGGUAUAUAACCUGUACCCAUGAAUUUACUAACAGUGAGUAUUGAUUCAUCAUUCUUACUCACGGAUCUGCAAUCUGUGCACACAGAUUACAAAUUUGUACUUACAUAAUGAUGUCCUUUUCUAUUUUACAAUGACUGGAUCAUUAACACGGCAAACACAUCCGGCAAGAACAUCAUACUUUUAUGUAUUUACUGGUAGGCCUAGAUAUGAUGCUGUUGGGGGAGUAUCAUCCUCAUAUACCUUUUACUACCUGGCUGUAUCAUCUGUUAAGAUGCAGUAGCCUGGGAUUUGCAUAUGCGACUUAAUUUUUUCCUACCUGGCAACUAGAGGGGGUCCAUAAUUUACAGCAUGCAGACCACAAUAUCCUUCAUUUGCAUUUACGCAGCUGACAUUUCACAGCAGUACAUUAGCAAUUUAAAAGGGAGCUGGAGAAGAUUUUCCACUCAAUGAUGGCAACCAAAAGUGACAAAGUUAAACCAUCUCAUAACUUAUUAAAGAGGAAUGCAUUAAAACAGGAUUGGUUGAUAAUUAUGAUCUGAAUCCAUACUAAAAACAGCAUUCCUGAAACUACAUUAGCAUUAGAAAAUUAGCUGUGCAUCAGAUGGUGAAAAAUUAAACAGAGUUGUUUUGAUCUGUUAAGACCUCAGAAUAACGUUAGUUCAAGAUAACCACUGAAAAUGCAAAAACUACAACCACACUGACCGAGCGCUCGAGAAAACCCUGCAUGUGGUCCGUCCAAAUCAAAGAGAGGGAAGAAAUAACAACAAAUUAAGCCUCAGAAUAGUUUGAUGCAGUGGGUAUUUUGGUAGGCAUGAGGAAACAUGCAUAAUCAGAAAAGGGGAAUGAGGUCCCAUGUGCUGGCCUGUAUGUUUUUUGUGAGUCUACACGUGCUGUUCCCUGCACCAACUGGUGGGUCUGAUCUGGUUAAUGUUUCCCAGCUGUGGUAGAGACAUGUUCCCUGUAUACGUGCGUGUGCGUGUGUAAGUGAGUGUGUGUAUGCGAGCGUGCACGUAUAUAAAGCGGGGGAGAGUUUUCUCUGCCUUGUUUGUCUUUUCAUAAGAAGUCUCCAUGACUAGAGCAGCUAUUUAAGGCCUGUCUGUUCGCCUGUGUGAUUGGCUGACUGUUGGUAGUCCCAUCUGAAGGGAAGGCAGAGACAUGACAACAUAAUGAUGAUUGUUGCUUCAGAAAUAGCUACGAUAAUGUAGGCUGUAUCCUGCGUGUUGCUCAGAUUCAGAUUACAGCUCUAUUUAUUCUGAAAACAGAGAAACCUGUUUGUGUGAGUUUGACCAACAAUGUCAGCCAACCUUGACCCCAAAAGCUCAGUUUGUCAAUCUGUCAUCUUUGUGUACAUACACUUACUUAUAUGUGUGGAAGAAAGUGAGAAAGGAUGUACGUAUUUUUCUUUGACUGAGCUGUAAGCUACACAAAGGUAGACAAACAACAAUGGAGCAGACAAACAAUGCAGCAUCACAAGGUUAACAGCCAAACAAAAUGAACAGAGAGUCUCUGAAACUUUUCAGUACAAGUAGAAGAAAUAACAGGAUACGUUGUUUAAAAACUGUCUGUUAUAUCAUCCUCUCUAUUGGUCUUUCCUUGUGCGUAUCUACUAUUAAUCACAGUAAUAAGCAAACUGAACUGCACUGAAUGUUGUGCUUCACUCCCAGUGUCACAAAGACCCUCAAGAUUUCAAUGGAGACUCUUGGAACUAAGUGUUUAUAGCUUAAAAUAAAACCAGCCUACUUAAUACUACAAUAAAAGCUUUAUUUUUAUAGCACUUUUAUAAACAGAAGUUUGCAAAGUACUUUGACAAACAGCCAUAAAGCACAGAACAUCAGCACAUAAAAAUAAAAACAAAUAAAAAACAAAAGCUCAGUUAAAACAAGGCCUCCGAAUUGAAAGCCGAUUUCAUUUGUCAUAAGGAACCCAGACAAUACAGGAACCCUACAACAUAAAAUGAGACCAUGAGGACCAAAAUAAAAAUAAAAAAUAGGUAAGAAAAAGAAAUGUGAUAAUAAAAAAAGGUAGAAAUCAGGAAACCGGAUAGAAAAUUUAAAAAGACGAUAUUAAUGAUGAUAAUAAAAUCAAACCAAAAUAAUAAUGAUGGUAAUAGUAAUGAUAAAAUAGAAUGAACAGGAAAAAAAUCAAUAAAAGUAUAACAAAGGCUAAAAAGACAGUAAGUCGAAAUAGGAGAAAGGUAAAAGAGAUAAAAGAAAAACGAGAAAAUAUUAAAUAUUAAUAUUAAAAUCAAAUCUCUUUAACAACAGUUUUAAUACAGAGCAGCCUGGUUUUUCUUUUUUUAAUCAAAACUAAAAUAUAAUCAACUGUAAAAAAAACUGUAUAUAGUUAUUGUUUCACAACCACUUACACUGGUAUAUCUGCAUUUAAGCAAUGUAAGCGUGCAUCUUGGUAUGUAGGUACUUCCAGGUACCUCUGCUAGACGGGGAGCUGUGUUAUCAGCGAAUAUAACACAAACACCCACAUAGGGAUUAAUUGCAUUAGAUGACUGCGUCGUCUAUAAUGCUGAAGUGAAGCUACAGUUACACCCAGCUGUUUGGCUCUGCAGGUGAUUUCAGUCCACAAACCAUCAGGUCAUGUUGGGUUGCAUUCACAGCCGCCCUGCCUGCAUGGUUUCCUCCUCAAUCUAAUUAGUUCAUUGCAGGGCAUGCUAAUACUUAUUGUAAAGCAAGUUAAUAUGGCUCCACAAAACUAGGUUAAGCUAAUGUGGCAUGUAGUUGUACAACAGGCUAUUGCAAAUAGUCCGAGCUUAGCCUUUUAGCCUAUUGAUUUGUGUCUCACUUGACAGAUUUAGCUGGCUGCAGUGGGCUCAGGGCUUUACUCUUUUCAUGGACUCGAUGAACUGUACGUUGCCUCAUAAUUAUUAUUCUUUCUUUUAACGUGGCUCCCACCUCUCUGCCAGAGUACACGCACACAAUGUUUCAAAGACAGUGCAUGUACUCCCUCGCAGCAUACCUCCUGUGAGAGAGAAUGCGGCCUGGUGUUUGGGUUGAAACGCAUCUCCUUGAGGGGACUGUGGAGUUUAUUUAACUGUGAGGUGUGGUGUGGCCAAUGUGAGGUUGAUGGGAAAUGGACUUGUGAGUGAGAGAGAGAGAGAGAGAGAGAGCACUUCACAGGUUUUAGUGUUAAACCACGUCUGCGCAAAGGCAAGUCUGUGCCUGCGAUAACGGGCUGACAUAUACACGUUUUUGCAAAGGUAACAUAAGUGUAUGUGAGUGCGUCAGUGUUCCAGCCAAGACUCUGCUUCCUCCCUCAGGCUUCCUGAGUCCAGAGUUAAGGACGGAGAAAGCACCCAGAUGAAGCACGGUGACAGAGGCGGGGUCAGUGUGAGGGAAACAAGUUGGCGGGGCGUGUUUAUGAAAACGUAUUCCUGUUAUUGAGCUUUUAUUAGACAACAGUUAAUCCUGACUAUUAGAGGCCAGGUGGAAGGCAUCCAUGCUGCUUACUCAUCAGACACGUAAUGUCCUUGUGCUGGAGACGCCUGUGACCCCUCAACGUGACAUGCAUCCUUGAAGGAACCAGCCGGCGAAUGAGGAAAACAGCUGUGCCUUUUCGGGCUGUGUGAUAAAUUACUAUUUCUUCAUAAUCACAGUUUAAGCUUCCACUGCGAUGAAUAACCAAACUGAUUCUGUGUAAACAAGUGCUUCCUCACUUAGCAGUUGAACAAUUUUGGCUGUUGGGUCUUGAUAACAGAAAUGAGCUUUUCGAUCUUUUAAUAUUAGCUGUGAGUUAUGACUGAUAUAACAUGUUUUGUAUAUCAAGAUUCAACUGUCUAGACUUAACCUAUAUCAUGUCAGCCUAUAGCGUGUUAGAGUGAGUUUCGUAAAAGUCAAAUACAGAUAAGCAGAGUAAUGGGAGAAAUGUUCAUCCUUCUUUAACCUUCGGGCCGAGCUGACAUCAUCCUCUGAUCGCUUUUAAAUGCCAGCAAGCUCAAACGUGCUCGUUUGUAAUGAUGAAAAAGUCAUUUUGUUGAAAGAGAGGGAAAAACCACAGCCAGCCAGUCUGCAGCCAAGAGGCUGAGAUGCCGUAAUGAAGGAAACUGCAGCUGACUUUUUGUCCCUGUAGCUAUAGAAUAUGAGCUCCAUUUGACAGAAGAAGAAGAGGAAAAAAAAGAAAGGAGUUGGCAAAGACAAAGACAUGAUUGUUUCUAAGCCUGGAGACACUGCUGUUUGUUUUUCCAAGAAUGUUGCUGAAAUCACUUUACAGAGAUGAUUUUAGUGCAGCAGGAACAAAAACACACUCAGGAGACUGGACUUCAGGACAUGGACAAAUAAACAAAUGUUAUAUACAUUUGAAUCUACAUUAUCAGAACAUUAUAUAACAUGUAUAUAUUAACUAGACAUCCUGUGCAUGUAACAUGUGUUUCCCUGGAAGUUCGUCUGCGACUGUAUUUAUCUUUAUCGACCUGGACAUGUUCAGUUAUGUAAUGAAACAUGCUCCAUGUUAAAGCUACUGUAAGGGACUUUUGGCUUUUAUUGAUUUUAGACCUGUUUAACAGAGUGUCUCCUUGCUGAAAAAACAACCUGUUGUUGCAAAAGAGACAUUACAACAACCAUCUUUGUGGUUUGUUUGCUUUAUUAGAUCAUGAAUUUUAGCAAAUCAGUUAAAAACUCCUCAUGGUGUCAGUAUUUACAGCAACAUUGUCAUAUAUUUGCAUGCUGUUGUGUCUCAAAAACCAUCAAUCUUGCAAAGGGUGAGGCUCUUACUUGCUUUUUGCGGGAUUAAAAUUCAACCCUGUCAAAUUUAAUUUGUUCUUAGAGCGGUUAGAGAGCAAGAGCUGCUGCAGUAAAAUGACAAUAGUCUUAAAUGCUUUUUAAAUGUUACUCGAAACUAUUUGUCUUUGUUGAGACCGUGAAGACAAAUAUUUGUGUUCUCAAGAGUUGUGUUUUUCUGUUUUUCUUUUGGAUGUCCUCGCAGAUUUUUGCUUGUGGCCAGAAUUUCCCCCUUUCUUCAUCAAUAAGAUCGCUCACAACAAAAUUAAGAUGAAUGGCUGCCACUUUUUUUUCUAUAAGUCAUCAGAAGUUGAAAUAAAAAAACUAAUUUACCAAUUGGAGAACUUUCCUGACAUCCAUCAUGGUUACUGGUUCAGGUUGAGGUUGUGGUCAGCUUAUGAAAUGCAACCUGUCAUUGAGGGGCCGGUCCAGACUAAACCCUGACUAGUGGAGACAAAGCUUUACAUUGUUAAAUCCUGCACUGGAGUUUUCUUUCCUCUCUCUCUCUGACCGCACUUUCCACUUAUUUUCUUUUUUUGGCAGCAUGGACCGCCUUAGAGCCUGUAACUUUGACUAAGAUAGUGACAGCAGUGAGUAAAGACAGCAGUUCAAGCCCUGGGACUAAUGUACUGGCUUCAGGUCACAACACAAGGGGCUCCAUGUCCCCCUUAUUUCUUUAAACUCUCCUUUUUUUCCCUCUCACCCCAUUUUCACCAAACCCAGUCAGCCUUCGUCAGGCAAUAGGCGUCAGGAGCUAACAAAGAGAAAGCAAGCGGGGGUCGACCUCCAACAAUACCCCCAGUCACAGACUAUUAGCACAUCAGCAGUGGUCUGUCUCAUGUACUGUACUCAGUUCCCCUCCACCUUUUGAUCUUACGUAAGACUCGGACCAGCCCUCACACAGGCAUCAGCCCCACUUUCCCGCCAAUUCAUGCUUCUCAUUUUUCCAUUCUGAGCUUGUGUAACUAAAUCAGCUUUCUGGAAAUCCAUGUGUUUUUUGGCUAAAUGAGGUCUGUGUGUGUGUGUGUGUGUGUUUGCAUUAAUUGAACCCAGGCCUUGAGAAAUAAUAAUACCCCCAAACCUGCUGUGUGUGUGGUGCUUUUCCAGAACAAACAGACCUCCCCUCCUUUCCUGACAGCCUUCCACAGUUCUGGUCCAGAUUUAUUUAUUUAUCAACUGAAGUACUGACUCAUCUUCUUCUUGUCUCUUUGUCUGUUUUCUUUCUUUUGUUCUAUAGUUAUGGUGAUUGUGCUGCUCCGCUAUGCCCACGUCAUUGAGAAGCACCAAAACUGUGUUCUUAACACAGCGAGUCUCUCCACAGGCUGGAUCUGUGCCGCUGGACUCAUCAUGGUGGGCAACUUCCAGGUACGCUGACCCUGUUUACUCACCUAGUAAAGCAAACAUGGCUGAAUGGGAUAACAAACAAUAUACAAGAUAAAAAACAGAUGAUAGCUAAUGAUAUUCAAUGAGGAAAACAAACAUUAUGGUGAUAAAGAAAAUAAUUUAUAAUGCGCCUUUCAAGAUCAGAGCUGCGAGGUGUUCUUCACUGGCAGACAUUAACAUGCAAGGAGUAAAACAACAAAGUUAAAUAACCAAAAUAUAAAAACACACAAUGUUUGCAGGACUUUUACAACUAGGAUAAAGUGUCAUACUCCAGGACCCGAGCUAAACAGUUUAGCAGGUCCUGUUUGAUAAGAAACACUUCUGUUACAGACACUUGACUUACUUUGUUAAAGCGGUUUACCUGUCCAGCAGAAAGGUUACAGGGUCCGCAAGAUCCCGAAGCAUCCCCCAUCAUUGUUGACCGGCUUCUUAACUCUUGUCUGGUCUACCGCCUUUUUAAGCGCCCGCUAUUCCGCCAGAGUCUCCAGUAUUUACUUUUUUUUCUUGCUUGUGUUAGCAGUCGUGGCUAAAGGAGGAUUCAGACAAUUUCCCGUACUUUCUGGUUGGUUUCUACUGUCCAAUAUUGUAGCACGCUAACUUUGUUUGGGCUCCUGAAUGACUCGACGACAGCGUCCGCCUCACGACCAAUCAGGAUGGGGGAGGCGGGGAAUGCCUUUGUUUACAGUCAGAAAGAGCGGAGUGCUCUGAAAUUUUAAAAUGUUGACUACACAGAUAUAACAAAACACAGCGAUAUCGUUAUUUUACCAAAUGUCAUCAAUAACUAAUAGCUAUUGACUGAUGCUUCUUUAACAGAUUCCUGCCUACCCCACCUUUAACUUGAUAACAAGCUGAGAGGUUUAGAAACUUUCUGCUAGAAGACCUUUUACAGCAAUCAGGUGCUCAAGGACAUCUGUCUUCUAGUGACAGUUUGACUAUUGCCCAAACAAAGUCCUUCACAAUAAAAAUAUCUAAUAUAAUUGAAGCUCCUGAGAGGAACUUCUGGAUUCGGUGCCCUCCUUUGAUAAAGCAGCGUGGUUUAUCUCUCUAUUUAUCUUGUCCUGUGCAUGUUUUUAACACGAAACAGAUACUUUUACUUACAGGUAGUCAAAUCCCUCACCACAAAGUAAACCUUUCCCUUUGAAAGUGUAAACAAAGCAUGUUUUGACAGAGAGCUGUAAAUCUUCUGUGUACCUCACACCCCUGGCAGUGAUUACCUGUGGCAGAGAUAAUUACUUUGAAAUAAUAAAUCAUGUUGCUGAUGAUCUCUGUUGCUGCUUUAUAAGGUCAUUUAACACCACCAGUAUUGAUUUCAGUCUGUUUUAUUACUCAUCGCACAAGCUUUCAUUAAUCCUACGAGUGAUUUUCAGGCUAAAUAUCAAGAGUAUCUGGUUGUUGAUUCUUCAGUCAAGUAGUGUAAUUGCAGGCCUGCAGCCUCUUCUUUUUUCAGUCUCUGUCGUGCACACAUCUUGAUUUUCACAGUAAAAACAAACUCAGGUGUGCUAAAAGCUGAGGUGAAACUCUGCUCAUUUUUCCAGGUUGUCAAGUGUUAAAACUUUUGGCUCUGGGAGAGGAACCUGAAUUCCUUCCCUGUAGAUGUUUGUUCUUUGGAGAAGAGUUUGUUCAAGUUUAAAUAUUUGGAGCUCUGGCUGGAGCUCUGCCCUGAAUGUGUUUGUGUGUCUUUUUGAGAACGCCGUAGUUACAUGUAGCUUUUAGAAGACAUUUGUGGUAUUUUUAUUGAAGUAACGAGCUGUGAAUGAAUUUAGCGAUAAAAUAAACACAGUUUGGUUUCUCAUGAGAGCCUGGAAACUCCUGUGACAUUUAGUUACUUCAUAUUUUGUCCUUUAACUUUUAACAUUUAAACAAUACUCGACUGUUUAUGGGAAAUAAUCGUGAAUGCCUGAGGAGGUAGAAGACAUUGGCCCAGCUUUCUGCCAAAACAUGCCCUCAGUUUUUGAUACUAACUUUUAAAAGCUGCAGUGGCAAGAGACAAAACUUUUUAUUUACUUGUUCACGAUUAAUGUUUUCAUUGUCACUGUGAAAUCAUUUCCAGAAAACAGUCCACAUGCUACUGUUUCACACAGCGUCCUCUUCCCUGAGACAGACUAUAAAUCAUAGUAUGUUCAUGAUUCAUUAUUCUGAGGGUGUUUGCUCAUGUAGGAGUAGUGACCACAUUGAUUUUCACUUCCACAUCUGUUUUUCUUACAACAUCAUAAUUUAUUAGCCAUGUUUCCACCGUUAAUGGGGAGGGUGAUUAGAUACUCAGAGCUGCAUUUUUUCCUUUCUUCGUGUUUAAUUUAGAGGAGAAAGAUUAGCAAAUAAAUCUGAGAUAUGGAAAAGUACAACUACCUGUGUCUGAAGUUCUCUGUGCGCUGAAAAAGACUAGGAAAAGUACUUUUACGGGAGUGUGUUGAACAGAUGUGCAGUGGCAGUUUGUCUUAGAGCACAGAAAGGUCGUCUGCACCACCUCUGCUCUGCUCUGCAGAACUGGGAGGAAUUUAACGGGAAGAGCCAGGGGGAAGUGAGUCAUCAAGUCUGGCCAUGCAUGGAGGGGAGCUGGGCAGACAGGGUGUGUGUAGCCGGGGCCUCGCCUAUAACCAAUCACAGGCCAGAUCUUAGCCACUCACCCGCUCGCAGACUUGCAUCUCUUACAGUCAGGGACAUUCCAGCGGGAUGGAAAUAGAUAUGUCAUCGAUGGAAAAUAAACAUUUAACGACAUAAUGGAGCAGAGAUUCUGCUGCAAAAUGAAGCUCAGACCCAAACUCACACACUGCAAACAAACACACGGACUCAUCAUCCUGAGGCAAACACCACAAACACGCAGGGAUCAGUGGGAGAGGACAGCAGCCAACAUUUGAUGAAACUGACAGAUCAAAGAAAAACAACACAUGGAAACUUCCUCAGCGGUGGCAACCACGGUUUGUAGUUUUGUGUUAUGUAAGACUUUGGCAGCGCAGCUGUGGUGUGGCCACUGGGGCUUUUCCUGUCAGGCGGUCUGCCGGUUUUGGGCUGAGAAACGCACGUUUAGAUGAUGGAGAAGAACAUCGCUGCCACGCCAAGGCUCGUGCAAGAUGGCUAGGGUUAAUGCUGCUUGUAGGAUGAGAAAAACAAACAUACAUUCAGGGUAUUUUUCAUUACAGUGUAGUGUGUAAGCAAAAUUAGAUUCUCAUCUUGAGAUCCAUACCACUCUCUUGUCGGUACUGUAACUACGGUGGUAAAAGCAGCAGCUGGUUUGUUUAUCUAAGCCUGGAAACAGAUAACAGAAACAUCCUCCCACUUCAAGGUCUUUUCGAGAUGGAGCAAGAGAGGAAAAUUAAAUCGACCUGUAUGACUGAAAAAUGUAAUCAAGUCUGGGUUCAUGGUUCUCGUGCAUCAGUUAGUGUCAAAAGUUGGCUUCAGUCUGGAAGGAAAAAUGUGAUGAUCAUAAUAUUUAGGCUUCGUCAGGUGAAAACAUUUCCCCUCGAUCAAGACUGUUGUGUCAGAACACUGUGAUUAUUUACUUUCUGGGGAAUUGACUAAGUGUGUGGGCUCGUCUUCUUCCUCUUCUUGCUGCCUGUCCUGCACCUACGUGAUGUCCGUACAGCAGCGCUUGUGUAAUAAUGCGUCUGACUAACUAAAACAAAAGCUUCAGGACUUCUGUGAGAAUUCUUUACACCCCAUUGAAUUUUGUAACACCGGGAACAUUUGGUACAAAAACAAUAUGUUGCUCAGAAGUCCGUGGAUUUUGCUUUAUUUAUGGGGCUGUUUCAGUGUUUCUAAGGGCUUCAGUGACUUUUAUGCAGGGGGGUGAUGAUAAUACUAUGUGUCCCAGGUUUAAGAGGGUUUGGUGUCAUGGUUGUUCUAUAAAGACUGAAGGUCAAGACUAUUUUAUUUGGUCCUUUUUUUAUUAUUCUUGAAUCUCACUACACCCUCUAUAAACCCUGGAAAUACACAAUAAAUUGUAUAUGGCACACUUUUUUGGUGUUAUAUAGAGUUAGAGUAAUUCACAUGUCUUCUCCCUGCACACACAUGGUGACAGCUCCCCCCCCUUAAGGGACCGUGAGCUCUGCUGAUUCCAACAUUGCUCUGUGUGAACGUCAUUACUAUUCAUAUAUGCAGGGGAGCUGCUGGUCACUGUCAGGCUGCAGGAACUGAUUUAUCAGCCUGAACUUGCUUAGUCAUCAAGUUGCAUCUUACAUUAGAUUGAGUGUUGCAGAGGUUCAGGUCUAAGACCUUUACAAUGGCAUUUCACACAAAGGUGCAGACACUUAAGUGUAUAAGGAAGCCGCCACAAUAGUCUGGAGGCCUUAGUGCAUCAUUUUUUGUUGAUGGAUAAGUAUUGACUUAACCCGUCUCUUGAUUGAAGAAACAAAGGCUUGACCCGUACCUUUCUGUAUUGUCUAUUUUUCUUUAAAUGGAACCAUGAUUCACAUAAUGGAUGUAAACAAUGCAUGAAUAAUGAAAAAGAAAGUCAAGGCCAAUAACUCAAUAAGGGAAUCAUUACGGUGGGUUGAAAGAGGAGAGGUUAUCUGUAUAUUGUGAAUUCGCAGCAGUGUCUAUGAUACUGGUGUGGUUUCUCUCAGUGCAUUUACAUUCACAUUCAAGCACAUGCACACCCUCAAAGCUUUGUUCCAUGCUGCCUGUGCCGCUGGUUCACAGUCAUCCCAGCUCACCCCCCUCUGUUCCUACCUCUGAUGCUGGUGCAUUGGGGGUGGGGUGGGGGGUGACUUGGUCCUACCAUUAUCCCUUUGAGACACGAAGGCGAGAUGUCACAGGACGGUCACUAUUGUGCUUUUCACCAGCAAUAUGAAAAAAGGUUUUGAGUAUUUACAAUUUAACUUACUGUUUCAAACUGUGGAGUCUCCUCCUGGUGGUCAGUAGGAAGAAUGCAGGUUUAAGGCACGCACACACAUACUCUCUAAGGCUGCAUUUACUUGUUAAAUAUAUGAUAUACUGUCUAUGGUGGCUAUUUUUGGCUGCUGCAGGAAAUAUGAGAUGUGGCAGACAAAGGCAGAUAAACACAAAGAUGUAAUUUCUGAUAUAAAAACAUAUAGAAAUCUUUAAGUGGCCAAGCCCAGCCCUCACCUCAUCUUGUUAUCCCCUAUAUGCCUCUCUGCCCACAUGUUUCAUUGUUGUUUAUCAUUGCUUGUGCCAUUGCUUUUCAGAGCCUUUUAUUACCCUCUAUCACAUAUCAGUUAUUCAUAGUCUUAAAUGUGUCACCCCCGGGCCCACCUGUUGUCCUCUUCCUUAACUCAUGGCCCAUGCAUGCUGUGUCAAAUGUGAAAACAUACAUUAAGUUGUACAGGAACAGUGUACCCGCGGGGUUAAUGUGUCACUAAUGCAGCAGGUAAUGACUUUAAUUCGUGAUAUAUCUAGGGCACCAGACACACACAAACACCUACCUACUCCCACACACACUCUAGUGGUAUAGACAACAGAAGAGUGUAUCUAUAUAUAUUCUAUAAGCAUUUUUAUUUAAUUCAGUCACUCUUCACUUCACUUCACUUUAACUUUAUUGUGUCCCAAAAUGGGCAAAUCGGGUUGCAGCAGGCACAGGCAUUUAAAACACAGCCAUACAUCAUAAAAUAGAAUAAAAUAAAAUAAACACAUUUACAUAAAAAACAGUUCAGGAGGUAAAAAGCUUUAAAGAUGAUUAAGAAGGUAAAAAAAAACAAAAACAAAUGUCAGUCGUACCAGUAUUUUUGUGCAUAAAAUGCAGAAACAAAGUAAAAUAUGCUCUUAAUUACUUGGAUUAAUUUCUUUUCCAUGACAUUAAAUUGAAUUUCUUUGAGUUGAUUUUAGCCAUUAUCCCAUUUUUAGCUUAAUUCAUUCCAUUAAAUCCAAUCUAAUUUCAGUUACAUACAAUUCAGUCACAUUCUAUUCACUUACAGUUAACUGGCUUAAUAAGUUUUAAUUGAAAAGUAUUUGGUGUGUGAAGUAAAUACAGAUAUGAAUUACAAAGAAGAGGUAAAAGCAUAAAAAAAAACUUUCUCAUUCUGUCCUUGUGCCACAAAAGCAACAAUUUGACAUAUAAUCAAUCAUGAGGCCAAAACUGUAAAAUGUGUGUUAUAUGUAAAGAUAGUAUGAUGUAGGUACAGGAGAUGGAGAGGAGUAACAGUUGAAAUAAAAAACCCUCUUUUUCCCUGGAACAAAAUACACUCAGAAAACUUAAAAAAAACGGAUUGUUAUUUCAGUCUCAUCUUCAUCUUGGCUCCUGAGAAAUCACUGGCAUUUGCUGUGUGUGUUUCUCACAAGGGAGCUUUCUAGAAAUCUUGCGCUGCUUUGCUUACAGGAUUAACCUACUGCACAGGAAUGUUGAGUACGUACGAGUCGGGUCAUUGAACUUACAGGGCCAAACCUCAAUAACUUCUGGAGUGUGGCUGUAAUGAUCCCUGAGAAUCCUGUGGAGCUGAGGGACGCUGUCAUUUCAAACAUCAGUUCAUAUCAGUGCAUCUAAACCCUGUGUGACUUGGUUUGUGUGGAUCCUGGAGUGGGAGCUGUAGUCACAUGGUCCAUUGCGGCUCUUUUGUGCAUUGUUUCAUAUUGUUCUUGUGACCAGCAGGGAAAAGGAGGGUUUCUGAGCUUUUCUGCGCCCUUGGUUUACCCUCUAUUAUUCUUUUUUUGACUAUAUCACAGCACAUAGAAGUCAGAUCCAGAUGCUGACUGAUGUUGCCCGACUCUCAGUGAACAGCUGAUUAUGUGUCUUCUCUCUCUGUCUCUCAUUGGCAGGUGGAUAAUGCCAAAGUCCUCCACUAUGUCGGAGCAGGCAUCGCCUUUCCUACCAGUAUGCUGUUUGUGUGCCUGCAGUCGGCGCUGACUUACCGACUGGCCAAGACCCAAGGGGAGUACAACGUGGCCCACCUCCGGCUCUGCAUGACCCUGCUGGCCUUCGUGGCCUUGGUGCUCAGUAUCCUCUGCAGCUGUGAACAGAUGGCAGCCUUCAGACUGUGAAGGGUUUGAAUAUAGGGAAUAGAGUAGCGCUGCCAGCAUGGUUAGGAUGUGAGCAUCUCCAGAUAUCAAGUCCUGUCUUUUCGUUUCUGAGUCUGUUGGUUAGUAAAGAACAGGAAUUGUCUCGUCACAUGACUUUGCUGUUGCUACCCUUAACUUUGUUUCCAGGCGGGGUGUUUUUCUGCCAGGAGAGCUUCGUCCUGCAGCACGCCUCGGCCAUCUUUGAAUGGGUGUUCUGCGUCAUCGUCAUGCUGUUUUACGGGACGUUUGUCUUCGAGUUUGCCGGCAUGUCGGGGGAUACCAUGGCAGUGCUGGCUAGAGGAGGAGCCCUGGGACCCGCUGGGAGAGAACACAAGGUGGACGCGCUGGGACCACUAGGAGGGCCCGGUCCGCUCUCGCAGCCUCAUCCACACCAACCUGAAAACAUGUCCAUCCUGUAG